GAGUUGUCUGGGAAAUGGCGGCCGCGGGCUUGGUAGCUGUGGCGGCGGCCGCGGAGUACCCCGGCCCGGUGGCGUCCGGAGCAAACCUCUCCGGUGCGAACUGUGGGCCGAGCCCCGGGGUGGGCCCCGGUCCUAGCCCGGGCUCGUGGAGCCGCUCGGUCGACCGAGCCCUGGAGGAGGCGGCGGUCACCGGGGCGCUGAGCCUGAGCGGCCGGAAACUGAGGGAGUUUCCCCGGGGAGCGGCCAACCACGACCUGACGGACACCACCCGGGCUGACCUGUCACGAAAUCGCCUCUCAGAAAUCCCUAUGGAAGUGUGUCACUUUGUUUCUCUGGAAAGUCUUAACCUGUAUCAGAAUUGUAUUCGAUACAUCCCAGAGGCCAUUCUAAACUUACAAGCUCUGACGGUCCUAAAUAUUAGUCGGAACCAACUGUCAACAUUGCCAGUACACUUGUGUAAUUUACCAUUGAAAGUCUUAAUUGCUAGCAAUAACAAAUUGGUCUCACUUCCUGAAGAAAUUGGACAUCUCAGACAUUUGACGGAACUUGAUGUGAGCUGCAAUGAAAUUCAAACCGUACCUUCCCAAAUUGGUAAUCUGGAAGCCUUGAGAGACUUUAAUGUAAGAAGAAAUCAUCUAGUACACUUGCCUGAAGAGCUGGCAGAGGUGCCUUUGAUACGACUGGACUUCUCCUGCAACAAAAUCACAGCAAUCCCCGUUUGUUACCGGAACCUUCGGCACCUGCAGGUGAUCACCCUGGAUAACAACCCGCUGCAGUCGCCUCCUGCACAGAUAUGUAUAAAAGGCAAAAUUCACAUAUUUAAGUACCUGAACAUACAAGCUUGUAAGAUUGCUCCAGAUCUGCCGGAUUAUGAAAGGAGACCCCUAGGAUUUGGCUCCUGCCAUGAAGAACUGUACUCAGGCCGCCCUUACGGAGCCCUUGAUUCAGGCUUCAAUAGUGUGGAUAGUGGUGAUAAGAGGUGGUCAGGGAAUGAGCCUACAGAUGAAUUUUCAGAUCUGCCUCUUCGAGUGGCGGAGAUUACUAAAGAGCAAAGACUUCGGAGAGAAAGCCAGUACCAAGAGAAUCGCAGCAGUGCGGUAGUCACAAAUGGCGGAGUGCAGCAUGAUCUGGAUCACAUUGACUACAUUGACAGCUGUGCUACAGAAGAAGAGGAAACUGAUGUCAAACAACCCAAAGGCCUGGAUACAGACAGUCUCAGCUCACAGUUUAUGGCAUAUAUUGAACAACGGCGAGUCUCCCAUGAGGCUUCACCGGUAAAGCCAAUAGCUGUUAGAGAGUUUCAAAAAACAGAAGACAUAAAAAGAUACUCACAUCAAAACAGGGUUCCAGUUGAGACAUCAUCUAUGUUAUCACUGCCACUGAGUCACAAUCGGCUUUCACAUUCAGACGUGGAGCCUCAUCAGAGGAGAGAACAGUCGGUCGAGUGCAUGCGGAGAGAGGCAGAGCUUGCUGCCCUACAGUACGAGGAGGAGAAAGGAAGGACCAAGCAGAUUCAGAGAGAAGCCGUCUUGGACUUUGUCAGACAAAAAGCAUCACAAAGUCCACAGAGACAACAAGCCCCUGGAGAUGGUGAGUGUCCCUUCCCAUCCAGAAGGUCUCAGCACACUGACGAUAGUGCCUUGUUAGUGUCGCUGUCAGGGUUGGAUCGAGUGAGCUGCGUGGCUACCCUGCCUCAUUCUUCUGCCUUCACACCUCUUAAGAGUGACAACAGAGUUAAUGCCACAUCAAGCUUUCCUACAACAGAGACAGUCCAUCAUUCCCCUGCAUAUUCUUUUCCUGCUGCUACCCAGAGAAAUCAGCCCCAGCGCCCUGAAAGCUUCCUUUUCCGAGCUGCUGUUAGGGCAGAAACUAAUAAAGGUCGUGCUUCCCCACUUCCAUCUGCUGCGCCUGCCACUGACCCUGCAGAUCCUGUAACAAGACAGAGAGAAGAAGAGCUGAAACUAAUAGACCAGCUACGGAAACAUAUUGAAUACCGGUUAAAAGUAUCUUUGCCCUGUGAUCUUGGAGCAGCUCUGACUGAUGGUGUUGUACUUUGCCACUUGGCCAAUCACGUUCGGCCUCGAUCUGUCCCAAGCAUUCAUGUCCCAUCUCCAGCUGUGCCUAAAUUAACAAUGGCAAAAUGCAGGCGAAAUGUGGAGAACUUCCUAGAUGCUUGCAAAAAAAUCGGGGUACCUCAGGAACAAUUAUGUUUGCCUCUGCACAUUUUAGAAGAGAAAGGGUUGAGCCAGGUUGCAGUGACGGUCCAGGCCCUCCUGGAACUUGCCCCACCCAAGCAGCUGCAGCAGCCACAGCUCUCUGCUGUCUGAGGAGUUCCAGGGCCCCGGGUGCUGGCACAGCCAAAACAAGGAGCAGGAGGACGCGAAUGCUGGCGCCGCCUGCUCAAACAACCCCGUGUGUUCCUAGAAGCCCUGUCUUCACGAUUCCUGCCAGGAAUGUUUUGCUCCAUUUCUCCAUUUUAGGGGAGAUUAAACCCAUUGCCACUGUUUUUUGUUUUGUUUUGUUUUGUUUUGUUUUGUUUUGAAUGAAGACACAAUUUCUAAAGUGGAACUUUGAUUACUGAGGACCCACCAUGGAAGCCUAAGCUGGCUGUGCUUUUCUUCGUGGGGAGCUUCUAUUCCAUGCCAGAACCAAUGCCUUCACAGCCGGGUAUUUAGCUCUCAGAGGACAGACAUGGUAUUAUCUCUGCCAGUUCCCUGGGUGUCUGCAGCUCACUGGUUUCCACAGUUGGCCUUCAUUCUCCUAGAGCACUUGUGAAAUCCAGGUUUGCAUCAAAGGGUGGACUGUGGCCUGGGAACCUGCAUUUUCCGCAGACAUUUAUAGGUGUUUCUCAGGCAAUAGAGACUGCUGUUCCGAGACACGUAGUUAUGUGGUUUGAGGGUAGCAGCCCGACUGCAGUUUUCAACCACAUUUAAAUCAAAGGCUAUCUGUAUUAUGAUGACUCGGACUUUGCUGUCAGAGAGAACAAAACCAUAGAGGAGCUCUAGAUCCUACACAGUGUAACAGGUUUUUAAAGCCAGAGCCCAGGCCCUCCCCAGCCCAGCCCACCACCACCCCAGCUUUUCCUAGAGUGUGGCUGUGUGCCUUUCCCUGCUAGGCCCACUCCGCAGUUCUAAGCCGUGAGGUGACAUGCGCUGCCCAGCAUUGUCGGCAUUUGCCUCCAUGAGCCCGCCAUGCUGAUCCCGGGCACCCCAACCAGGCACGCUCACAACUCCCUGCUCCCGGAACACAGAGUACACAGCCCGAAGGACUGAAGGAAGUCGCAUUGCUAACAGCACUUGCAGUUGACAGCCAGUUUCCACACUCAGCAGCUUCCUGUCUCUCUCUCCUCAGUCCCUCCCAGAUCCUCCAGCUGUGCCUUACACACAGCUGUGAGCAGAGAGCAGAAGGGCCUAGGGCUGUAGUACAAAGUAGGCAUCUUUAUUUCAGUUGAAGCACCAAAGUUUUCCUUCCCUAGAUUUUGCCCUUUUAAUUGUUAGUUGUCUUUGGUGUUCACUGCAUUUAGAGCCCACAUAGCUUAAAUACUGACUAGGGUUCCACUCCCAGCACCAAGGUGCAGAGAAGCACACAAGCCUGUGAUUCCAGACAUUCUAAAGUGGAAGCUGGAGGAUCAGGAUUUGGGGCGCAUGCUAGGCAGGGACCACCUACAGCCCACCCGGGCUACAUUACACUGGGGCUGAAGAGCUGGCUCAGCAGUUAAGAGCACUUGCUGCUCUUGCAAAGAGGGUCAGGAUUCAGUUCCCAACACCCACAAGUCAGUUCACAACUGCUUGUAACUCUAAGGGUCUGAGGCACUCUGAUGGCUUCCACAGGUCCAGGCACACACACACACACACACACACACCAUAUAUCCCCUCCUUCUGGCAUGUAGGUGAACAUGCAGAGAACUCCUGUAUUUAAAAAAAAAUACAUAGAUAGAUAAAUUUGGGGCUAGAGAGAUGGCUCAGUGGUUAAGAGCACUGGCUGCUUUUCCAGAGGUCCUGAGUUCAAUUCCCAGCAACCACAUGGUGGCUCACAACCAUCUAUAGUGGGAUCUGAUGCCUUCUUCUGGCAUGCAGGUGUAUAUGCAGACAGAGCACACAUACACAUGUGUAUGCAUAAAUAUUUAAGAAUAUAUAGCCUUUCCCUAAAAGUGACUUUGAACAAAAUCAUUUUGAAUAUCUAGUCAAAGUAAUGCUUUCUCCUUGUUAGUGCAGAGAAGUGUUUAUUCGGACAGUGCCACUUUAUCCAAGUUCAAAAGCAAGUAACAGCAGCCAGGCAUGGUGGCACAUGCUUGUAACUCAGGAGACUAGGGCAAGGAGGUCAUGAAAUUUCAGGCCAGCCUGGGCUACUCAGCAAGACCUUAAGAAAGAGUAAAUAAGUGUACCAGAAGGCAUCUGCGCUCCUGCCCAACCCACCGUGGUCCUCACAGAACAACAGUCCCAGCUUGGAGCCCAGCCCAGCCCUGCCCAUCAGCAGUUCAGACUGAACAGCAGCCGCAGAGCUCACUUACACCGGCCGCAUCUGAGCAGGAGUUGCACUUUCCUUUUAACCAGCACUAACCCUCGGCAUAAUUCCUAAAGUCUGGAUCUUAAUUGUGUAGAAAAUGAGUCCAGAAGAAAUGACCCAUUAUAACACUUACAGUAGCUACAAGGGUUCCUAAGAGUAAGUUGACAUUGCGAGCAUGGUGGCACGUGCCUUUUAAUCCCAGCUCUUGAGGGGCAGAGGAGGGAGAUCUGGUCUACCUAGUGAGGCCCCAUCUCAGAAAGAUGAGGACAGUCCAGCGGUUCAGUUGCCACACCAACACAGACCUGAGUGACUAGGAAAGAGCUGCGCAGUGCUGGCGGCCAGUAACUCGGAGGCUGUGCUGCACUCCCACACGAGUCAGGGCUUUGUGAGGCCUGUGUCUUUCUAUACGUUUCCAAAUUGGAAAGGACAGUUCAUUUGUAUAUUUAACCGCGCUGGACUCCAGCGGAAGACAGAGUUAGCUGUGUCCUAGUCCCCUGGCUGGAAGCGGCUACCCGGCCAGUGCUAACAUGGAUAAGGCAAGUGCCUGCUUAGCCCUGCCUUGCCACCUACAGAGAUCUUAGUCAGCAGGCUCCAGGCUCCGGGCGGCAUCUCUGCCUAGCCCUCCAACUCCUGUAAUGAGCAGGUCUGAUGGACUCUGGGGAGGAGGAACGUUUGUACCGGGCUAGAACAGGGUAGAACAGGCUAGAAAAGGCGGAGCGGUGGGAGGUUCCCAACCGGCAGCUCUGUAAAUACACCCUUGCAACUAAUCAAGAAGCCUGUCAUUGCUUUGGCUUCCUCUAGUCAGCAGUGACUAAUAACAUGUGAUAAGCUGAUGAGUUUGAUGGAUUUUUAAGAACUAAGUACUUAAAUGGUUAUAGAAAUGAAGGAAAACUUGGCUAUGUAGAAGCCUUUUAUAGACACAUUGCAGUGAGAUGGUUUACAGCAGACUGUAUUUCUGAAAUGUUAUAAACAUGUAAUUAGUAAAAAGUUUUGUAAACAUUGACCUAUAUUUGUAUGUCUGUAAAUAUUUUGUCCAAGUUCUAAGUAUAAAUAUGUCAAUACUGUGUAUGUUAUUUUAAAUUGCUUGUAUGUCAUCUUAUAUGUGGACCAUUAAAAUAAAAGCAUGUAAUAAAACACUUGAAAUGUUCCAGCCUAAA
Meriones unguiculatus (Mongolian gerbil) is the source of this 5663-nucleotide messenger RNA. RefSeq names its product leucine rich repeats and calponin homology domain containing 3 (gene Lrch3). Gene Ontology annotation, molecular function: protein binding. The record is from RefSeq and is a predicted model, not a curated record. The transcript is spliced from 21 exons. Bases 15 to 2327 code for a protein of 770 amino acids. Lineage: Eukaryota; Metazoa; Chordata; Mammalia; Rodentia; Muridae.